CGACUUGAAUCCGCCAAGCUCGUAAACCUCGUUUACAUGGCUGAGCAAAGCUGCGUGUAAGCAGAGAUUUGUAAGAAGAGCUUUCUACAGUAGGCACGAUCAGACAUACAUGUAUCAAUUCAGAUAUUAAUAUGCUGUCAACGUCGCUCGUUACUGGCCACUGGAAAACACCCAUCAGCCGUCCAUCAGCACUCUCUCUUCAUCACCACAUUCACUAGAAUCACACUCACUUAAACCUCUACUCAAUCACCCGCUGUCAAAAUGCGUGCUGCAACCCUCAUCGCCGCUUGCUUCGCUGCCAGUGCCGCAGCUCAGACGAUAUACUGCUGCGUUAGCAACGACCAGGACCAGGUUGUGCCCAUGGACGAUCAGACUGAGAGAUGUUGCCAGGCUUCGGAGGGUAACAUGCAGGGUCAACACGAGUGCGCGCUUGAAGUAGGACUCUUCGGCUUCAGCCAAUGCUGUCGCCAGCAGAGCACGUCCACCUGUAACUUCUGAUUUAAAGGGCGCGAAGUUCGGUGGCGCAACGGGGGAUUACCGAGGCCUCUCACACAUUAUCAAUGCUGUUGGAAAUCGGAAUUUGGAUAUCAUGGGCGGCAGGUUUUAUGAAAUCUACCUGAAGCGACUUGGGGUUCUUGUUAGUGAGCUCGGAUCUUGGCUGAAAUACAACUCGAUCUGUUGAUAAAACACAAUGCGCCAUCCAUUAUAUAUGUGAAGUGAAAUUACUCAAUCGCCC
This is a messenger RNA of Colletotrichum phormii, 736 nucleotides long. RefSeq lists its product as uncharacterized. The transcript is spliced from 3 exons. Lineage: Eukaryota; Fungi; Ascomycota; Sordariomycetes; Glomerellales; Glomerellaceae. The coding region runs from base 262 to 498 and encodes 78 amino acids. The record is from RefSeq and is a predicted model, not a curated record.